Molecule: messenger RNA, 2982 nt
Organism: Hippoglossus stenolepis (Pacific halibut)
Lineage: Eukaryota; Metazoa; Chordata; Actinopteri; Pleuronectiformes; Pleuronectidae
Product: transcriptional regulator QRICH1
Exons: 11
Coding region: 532-2859 (775 amino acids)
Source: RefSeq, a predicted model, not a curated record
GUUGGUCGUGCAGUGGGGCGGAGGGGGGCUGGUGUUAGCAGGACAGGCCGCCGCCUCGCACAUCAUCAGUCUGAAGAGGAGUCGCGUUGAUCUCGGGGCCUUUACUUCCGUCGUUUUAUAUCCCGCUGGAUGAACACCGAGGGCCCGCUGCUGUCCGUGUGUUCGUGCGGUGCAGGGUGUAGGAACACUACCCGUGAUUCCUCUGGACAAAUCAAUCCGAGCUCUGCUGGAGCUUCGGGAAACUUAUUUUUUUUUUUUUUUCUACGCACCACAGCCUGGAUCUCAGCUCAGCCCCCGAAACAGGCAGACGUCAGAGACCUCGCCUGCCGCCCGCCGCCGCCGCCGCUGCUUCUUAAUUCUAUCUAAUCGCAGCAUUGUUUGUGGGGAUUUCCACCGCUGCCACAUUCACUAUGUGGCGGGGUGAGUGGCACGCUGCCUGGUAGCUGUUCGACGUUUAUCGGCUUUUUAGUUUUAAACACCGUGCCUUGGCGGAAAGAAGAGGAUUUCGUUUUAUUUAAGGUCAAAGUGACAAUGAAUGAGCAGGACAGUGGGGUGGUGUCCUUCGAUGAGUAUGUGCGGCAGAAGGCCCGCACUGUUCCCCAGCACAGGAUGAAGGAGUUCCUGGAGUGUCUUUCCAAGGGCCCCGAGGUGCUGCAGGAGUUCAACCAGCAGGAGGGUGCCGCCACCACCACAGCCAUGGUGUACCAGCAGCAGGACGCCAACUGUAUCUACACAGACAGCACAGAGGUGGCAGGGUCGCUCCUAGAGCUGGCUUGCCCGGUUCAGAUCCAAGAACAGCAUGGCCAAACCAUCAGCCAGGUUCUUCAGGUGGCCUCGCCCUCCCAGCAGGAUUUGCAGGGAAUCUCUACAGCUCAGUUCAUCCAGCAUGGAGAUCUCACAGAGGAGCAGCAACAGCAGAUUCAGGCACAGCUGGUUGCAGCUGUAGCCGGAGGACAACAAAUCCAGUUACAAGGAACGCAACAUAUUCAGCUGCCAGGGGGCCAGCAAAUUCAGCUUCAGGCUGGUCAACAUAUUCAGUUACAAGGAGGCCAACAGAUUCAACUGCAGGGUGGACAACAUAUUCAACAGAUUCAACUGCAGGGUGGACAACAGAUUCAACUGCAGGGUGGACAACAGAUUCAACUGCAGGGUGGACAACAGAUUCAACUGCAGGGUGGACAACAGAUUCAACUGCAGGGUGGACAACAAAUUCAACUGCAGGGUGGACAACAAAUUCAGCUACAUGAUGGCCAACAGAUCCAGAUCCAGACCAUAGAGGCCAUGUCUCCUACCCAUCAACAGGACUCUCCUAGGGAGGUAGAGAGGAGGUCUGGUUCUGCCUCAGCUGUUCUCCAACCUGCCAAGAAACGUAAGGUGGAUGUCCCUCUAGCUGUUUCCUAUGCUGUUCCACAGGGUCAGCAGGUGGCUACUGUUCUGGCCAUCCCUCAAGGGCAGCAGCAAAGCUAUGUGUCGCUACGACCAGAUUUGCUCACUGUUGACAGUGCUCAGCUGUUCAGCACCACAGGGACAAUCACAGGUCCCACAGGUGAGACCUGGACCAUCCCUGUGUACUCUGCGCCACAACAGCAGGGUGUAACUCACAUUGCCUUACCACAGGAAACGUACAGCACAGUGCAAGUUACCACCACCAACGGUAAGGACAAAAUGUCCCCAAGGUCUGCAGAUGUGCAGCUGGCCUCCGCUGGGACACAGGAAGAAAUGGUACAGACCCUGUUCCCAGCGCAGUUCAUGAACGGGAACAUUCACAACCUUGUGGCAGUGCAGGCUGUAGGAGGGACUUACAACACUACACAGUCGGUGCACAUAUGGGACCCAAAUCAACAGAGUCAAGGAGAAGAGGGGCAAGAACAGCAGCUCCAUCUGCAGGGUCAAGUACAGACGGAGGCUGAAGCUGAACCGCCAACUGAAAUUCUGGUUCCUGUCUGUCUAAAGCCAGAGGAAGGCCUGGAGGUCUGGCGGCUUUGGGCGAAACGGAAAAACAUAGAGUUAAGCAAGCAGGAGAAAACCAGUCUUGCCCCAAUAGGACGUCGCCAGCCGCUGCGUUUUCAAGAAGACUUGGUGUCUAGUGCUGUAGCCGAGCUAAACCUGGGUCUUUCCCUGAUGACGCAGGAAGCACGUGGAUCAGAAGAAGAAGAAUUUUCCCCUGACGUUCUGUAUUAUGUAUUCUUGUGUAUACAAAAGUACAUCGCCGACAACGGACGUGUGGAUGAUGUUUUCGCUGAUCCAUAUUACACACGUUUCUGUGCCUCCUUACACAACAUCCUUGAUGGCUGGAAACCAAGUGUCCACCCGUUAGGUUACAUCAUUCCAAGUCAUGUGACAGAGGAGAUGCUGUGGGAGUGUAAACAGCUCGGUGCACAUUCGCCAGCCACACUCCUCACUACCCUAAUGUACUUCAAUACAAAGUAUUUCUGCCUGAUUACACCUGAACAGCACAUGAAAGUAGCUUUCUCUAAGGUCCUCAGACACACGAGGAAGAACCCCACCAAUGCCAAGGACAAAGCAACCAGCAUCCGCCUUCUCAAAGGACAAGGUCCACACAGUGCCGGACAGAAAGGAACUGACGACAUGUAUGAAGAACAGAUUGAAGAUCCGGAGAAUCCACUUCGCUGUCCCAUUAAACUUUAUGACUUUUACCUCUUCAAAUGUCCUCAGAGCAUUAAAGGACGCAAUGAUGCGUACUACAUGACUCCAGAACCUGUCGUUGCACCCAACAGCCCAAUGUGGUACUCAUCGCAGCCGCUCACAAAUCAGCAAGUGGAACAAAUACUGGCUCGCAUCAUCGUGGUCCGAGAGAUCCAGGAGAUUAUUGGUGUCAGUGCAGAGAACAUGGGCUAAACUGAGCGGACUGUCUGGACUGAUGGGGACUCGUUCCACAGUCACUGAUUGUUGACUAUGCAGUAGCUGUCCUGACUUUAAACUUCACUGGCCAUCUCAAAUAAAAUGGAUCAACUUCUGAAA